UGCACUUUGUCUGGAUGGCACUUGAGGACGAGUUUUCGAUGUGCGCUCCGGAUCUCUGAUAGUUUGGCAUCCGUCGAGACUCCAAGUAGCUGGUAUGGAUCGGGGGGUAAUGUCGUAGCCAUGGUGACGUGGCGAAAUUAGUGAUGUGGGGAGAUUAGUGACCUGGGGGAGAUGACUCCAGCUGAGUGGCAACCAGCUGAGGGUGUAGUGGUGGUGGAUGUCGCUGCUCGUCGUCUGCGAGGGCAUCCAAGGGCCCUAUUGCAUGGUAACGGCGAUGAAAGUGAGAGUUCGGUUGGGACCAGCAGCAGCGGAGCAACACGACACGGUUUUGUACAAGGGAAUGGAAUGUGGAAUGGAAAUAUCGGCGAAGUAUUUGGAAGGCAACGACGGCUUCGCACUCCUGGUUAUCCCGCACUCCUUGGUCGAUGGGGGGUGCGGGAGCGAUGGCGAUGGCGAUAGCGAUACUUUGGACAGCGGCGAUGUUCCUGAAAUCCGACUUGGAUGGGGGGGAGGAUGGGGAUUGGGGGGGCCGGUUGGUGUCGCCAAUAACAACGUCGCGUGGCUGUGCGCUAAGCCCGAAGCGGGAUCGGGUGCUGUCGCUGCUGGAGAGCGCUGGCGGUGCUGUUCCUUGGUGCGCGAAAUUCGUUGCGAGUCGGUUUUACUCAGCAGGCCGCAGCGGUUGUUCGUCAGCAGUGGUGGCAAUGAUAAAUUUGCCUGCGAGAAGCUUCCUCGUAGUACUGUACUGUACUGUAGUGUGUGGUGUAGUGUGGUGUAGUGUCGUGUCGUGUCGUGUCGUGUAUUAAACAAUAAUUCCGUAAGUUGCAAGUCGCGAAGAGAAGUUCGAUGCGAAGGAGAGAGGUCAAGCCCGGCCGAGGUCAGCGGCGAUUGAAGAAGUGAAUGGAAGAACAGAUGAGUCCGGCGUCCCUGGGCGGUGGUCGGAGCAGAGCAGAUAACGGUCCCUGGAUCUGGGGUCGCGCCUUGGGGCUUUGGAUAA
Messenger RNA from Hyaloscypha bicolor E, 994 nucleotides. RefSeq lists its product as uncharacterized. The coding region runs from base 218 to 775 and encodes 185 amino acids. NCBI's taxonomy places the organism in Eukaryota, Fungi, Ascomycota, Leotiomycetes, Helotiales, Hyaloscyphaceae. The record is from RefSeq and is a predicted model, not a curated record. The transcript has a single exon.